Molecule: messenger RNA, 1392 nt
Organism: Neolamprologus brichardi
Lineage: Eukaryota; Metazoa; Chordata; Actinopteri; Cichliformes; Cichlidae
Gene: elovl6l
Product: ELOVL family member 6, elongation of long chain fatty acids like
Biological process (GO): fatty acid elongation, monounsaturated fatty acid; very long-chain fatty acid biosynthetic process; fatty acid elongation, polyunsaturated fatty acid
Cellular component (GO): endoplasmic reticulum membrane; endoplasmic reticulum
Molecular function (GO): fatty acid elongase activity
Source: RefSeq, a predicted model, not a curated record
CCGAGCCAGCUGUUUCCUGUCGUUACUGAAGUCUGAGAGAAUGGAGAUGCUGCCGGUGAACGGGACGGACUUCCAGCCGUCCGAGUACAGCUUCGAGCGGCGCUUCGACGAGCGGGGAGCGAUCGAGUGGAUGCAGGCCAACUGGAAGAGCUCGUUCGUGUUCUGCGUGCUGUACGUCGCCCUGGUCUUCGGAGGGCAGCACUACAUGAAGACACGCCCCAAGCUCAACCUGCGCCGGCCGCUCAUCCUCUGGUCACUGAGCCUCGCCAUCUUCAGCAUCGUCGGGGCGAUCCGGACCGCUCCCUACAUGUUCCACGUCCUGAGCUCCAGCGGCUUCAGACAGUCCAUCUGUGACCGGAGCUUCUACAACGGCCCGGUCAGCAAGUUCUGGGCGUACGCCUUCGUCCUCAGCAAGGCUCCCGAGCUCGGCGACACGGCGUUCAUCGUGCUGAGGAAGCAGAAGCUGCUCUUCCUGCACUGGUACCACCACAUCACCGUGCUGCUCUACUCCUGGUACUCCUACAAAGACAUGGUGGCCGGCGGCGGCUGGUUCAUGACCAUGAACUACACCGUGCACGCGCUCAUGUACAGCUACUAUGCGGCCCGUGCCGCCGGGCUGCGCGUGCCCCGCCCUUUUGCCGUGCUGAUCACCAGCGCUCAGAUCGCUCAGAUGGCGAUGGGCGUGGCGGUGAGCGCGUUGGUGUACCGCUGGAUGCAGCAGGGAGACUGCCCCUCCAGCCUGGACAACAUCGUGUGGGCCGCCAUCAUGUACGUCAGCUACCUGCUGCUCUUCUCCAACUUCUUCUACCAGACGUACCUGCGCCCCGACGCCAAGACCACCAAGACCCAGUAAAACCAGCAGAACCAGCAGAACCAGCCGGGAGGUUAAACUGAAGCUGCUGGAACAUGACCUUUACUUUUUUACCCGUUUUUACUGGACAGGAUGGAAAAACCUGUGACUGACACUGAGGGGGCGGGGCCAACACACAGCUACACAUAACCUUCAUAGUUGAUCUGCCCUUUGAUGCUUUCCUGCGUCAGUGAUGAUGAAGGCUGGUUUCACCCUCCUCAGUCAUCAGGCUGGAAUGUCCCCCGAGCACCGAUCCAGCCUCUCCCAGCAUUCCUCCUCGCACUGGUUCCACUGGUUCCACCUGCUCGCCACACCUGCCCUCGCUCACCCGGGUGGAGCACAGACGGUUUCUGUCACUCCUGCAUGUUUGAAGCUUCGUGAAUCCUUUGAAUGUAAGAGCAGUGCUUUGCUCUGAUUGGUCCGUCUCGGUGACGCUGGGGAGGUCCUUAACCUCAGCUCCCUUUAAACUCAAGUUCUGACCUCACUUCCUGUGGCGUUUACAUACGUGAUCAGGAGGUUUUUCCAUCCUGUCUCAUUUCACU